AGGCACUAAUCAGAUUAACGAAGCUCGAAACACUCCACAAACAAAAUCCUUCGGACAUGCUGCUCACACAGCUUACCUCCACGCGAGAGCUCAUCAAACACUCUCCACAGCAGAUGUAGCACGAAACCUUUAUGAGAAGAGUAAUAAAGCGGACUCCCUCCUAGCAAAUUGCCUCAAAAAACAACAGGACAAUAAAAAAUUCUCCAAAAUCAGAAACCGAAAUGGAGAGAUCAUGAACAGCCCAGACAAAAUAGCUCAAGAAUUCCUACAAUAUUACACAAACCUAUACAACCACACUGAAUCACCACUAUCCACAGGGGACAAAGCCCAAUAG
Molecule: messenger RNA, 334 nt
Organism: Pelobates cultripes (western spadefoot toad)
Lineage: Eukaryota; Metazoa; Chordata; Amphibia; Anura; Pelobatidae
Source: the annotation of a GenBank genome assembly